Molecule: messenger RNA, 1722 nt
Organism: Nematostella vectensis (starlet sea anemone)
Lineage: Eukaryota; Metazoa; Cnidaria; Anthozoa; Actiniaria; Edwardsiidae
Product: ficolin-2
Exons: 3
Coding region: 64-1038 (324 amino acids)
Source: RefSeq, a predicted model, not a curated record
ACCAAGUUUUUUGCUCUCUUUGGGCGCAAGAAAGAUCGAAAAGUCGAAUGCAAAAGGGCCGAAAUGCGAUUGCUGGCGAUAACCAAAGCUAUUUGCUUUCUUUUUCUUGUUUCUUUUGCCUGUUCUCAGUGCAACAAUGGUAGAUGUGCAAACUAUUUCAUGACCGAACACGGUAAACGAUCCCUCGCCAAAUUGUUGAAGUCCGUACGAGUUUUGGACGACUUCGCGUGUACUCGGGAAUGUUCCCGUACGGAGGGGCUCUGCGCAUCCGUCAAUUUCUACAAAGAUAAGGGUUCCGAUGGCAAGCACCUUUGUGAGUUACUCACGGACGACGUAGAAAAAGGCAAAGAGGGGAACUACUUGGUGGAAGAUUCUCACGUCGACAUUAUCAGUCUCGAUGGCCAUCUUCUUCCAUCAUGCGCUGAGAUCCAGUCAGCAAACGGUGCUUACAUCAGUGGCAUCUACAAAAUCGCCCUCACUCCCUCUCGGCGACUCGACGUCUACUGCGACCUGAGCACUAGCGGAGGGGGCUGGACUGUUAUCCAGAAGCGCAUGGACGGCUCGGUGGAUUUCUACCGUUCAUGGGACGAGUACAAGAUGGGGUUUGGUGACAAGAAUGGAGAGUUCUGGCUGGGGCUGGAUAAUAUCCACGCGAUGACGUCACAGAGGGGGUACCGUGUGCGCUUUGACUUGGAGGACUUCGAGGGCAACACAAGAUACGCCGAGUACGAUGACUUUAGGGUUGGUGAUGAGACGACAAAGUACAAACUUGUUUCAGUUGGUACAUACUCAGGCACCGCGGGCGACAGCUUUUCGAGUCACAGGGGCUUUCCUUUUACAACGCGGGAUCGCGACAACGACAAUGAUAAUACUUAUGGCAAUUGUGCUGAGCGCUAUGAAGGUGCUUGGUGGUACGAUAACUGUUAUAAUAGUAAUCUAAACGGCAAAUGGACCAUUUCUGAACACGGGAUCACCUGGGAAGCUUGGCGCCAGUAUAAGGCACUAAGAAAGGCAGAAAUCAAAAUUAGACCUUACUAAGAGACAAACCUACCUCAUCUACCAGAAUGCAGCGCGCGCCUAACAAAGUGCGCGCGGUAGUUGAGGUAGGUUUCCAUGUCGAGUGCGCGCCGCAUGCUUAUAGAUGGAAUGGCCUAUUGGCGAUCAUGCGAUCAUUUUGUAUCAAUGCUUUAAUUUGUGCAGCCUAGCGCUUUUAAAAGCAAAGUGCUUUUUUGUAUUUGUACGCAUGACCGCCUUUUCAACACCGUUGCUUACCAUCCAGUUGCAUGCUCACGUUCAAACGACAAAAAAAUCACCAAAUAUCGUUUCCAGUUUUAGCGUGAAAGUCGGUAAUAGUUAAUAUCAUAGUAGGUACACGCUAUUAUCAACAAUCAUAGAAUAUAAUAUUUUCUAUCAUGGUUGUUUGAAAGGGGCAUUUGCGAAUUUAAUUAAGCUCAAACAUGACGAACGACACACACGUCGCACAAGCUUACUGCGGUGACGGAUCCAUGGACAAUUGGUCAACUCUUUUUAAUAUCAAAAUGGGAUAGCUUCGACCUUCUAGGAGCACUUAAAAGAACUUAAAAACGUUUUUGCAAUUUUUAUAAUUCGACUAUCUUUUUUUUGAAUUAUUCUAAAUCCGUCAUGGCAUGUUUAAGUAUCAAAACCCUACAUUUUACUCUAGUUUCAUUGUUUUUCACUCACAUCAGCGGCGGCGGAGUGGUC